UGCCUUUACCUCCUUCUUUUCUUGGUUCCGAAAAACACGGCCCUUUUAAAGUUCCGCGGGGGAAGAGUGAGGGGGGCACUGAAAUACGAAAGAAAAGGGACGAAAUAGAGGAAAGGGAGUCCUGUCCUCGAUUCACGGUUGUCAAAUCAAAAGGUAUCGAAGGAUCAACGCGGAAAGGAGGUCUUGACUGCUUCACACACGACAGAAAUACGUAAAAUGGCGGAGCCGGACAAAUUGAACAUCGACUCCAUAAUUCAGCGUCUCCUGGAAGUUGGUACAGUUAAGGGCUCUCGGCCAGGCAAAAACGUUCAGCUGACAGAAAACGAGAUCCGCGGUCUUUGUCUCAAGUCCCGUGAAAUCUUCCUCAGCCAGCCCAUCCUGCUCGAGCUAGAGGCACCACUCAAAAUCUGCGGUGAUGUCCAUGGUCAGUAUUAUGACCUCUUGCGUCUGUUUGAGUACGGAGGCUUCCCCCCGGAGAGUAACUACCUGUUCCUGGGAGACUAUGUGGACCGAGGGAAACAGUCCCUGGAGACCAUCUGCCUGUUGCUAGCCUACAAGGUCAAAUAUCCAGAGAACUUCUUUCUGCUGCGCGGCAACCACGAGUGCGCCUCUAUAAACCGCAUUUACGGCUUCUAUGAUGAGUGUAAGAGACGGUACAAUAUCAAGUUGUGGAAGACUUUCACAGACUGCUUCAACUGCUUGCCUGUGGCUGCCAUCGUAGACGAGAAGAUCUUCUGUUGUCACGGAGGCCUGUCUCCGGAUCUCCAGUCCAUGGAGCAGGUACGCAGAGUAAUGCGCCCCACAGACGUGCCCGACCAGGGCUUGCUGUGUGACCUGCUGUGGGCCGACCCAGACAAAGAUGUCCUGGGAUGGGGCGAGAAUGACCGUGGAGUCUCCUUCACAUUUGGGGCAGACGUGGUGGCCAAAUUUUUGCACAAGCACGAUAUGGACCUUAUAUGCAGGGCACAUCAGGUCGUAGAAGAUGGCUACGAGUUCUUUGCAAAGAGACAACUUGUUACCCUGUUCUCGGCUCCUAACUACUGUGGGGAGUUUGACAACGCUGGUGCCAUGAUGAGCGUGGACGAAACCCUCAUGUGUUCCUUCCAGAUUCUCAAGCCAGCCGACAAGAAGCUGUACUCUUACGGAGGAGGCGGCGGUAUGGGGUCUGGAAGACCUGUCACUCCGCCAAGAAAUUCAGCCAAGGGCGGAAAAGCCAAGAAAUAACAGCCCCUGAACCUCUCUCCCCACCUCAGCCACCCCUGUCACCCCAUACUCUUCCUCUACCUUCCCACUUCUUGUUCCCUCUUCACCAAACAGCAACAUAGCAAACAGUACCCAGGGUUCAGUCCUGUUUUUUUCUCUCUAAAACUACUGUUUUUAACUGUAUGAAUGCGUGAGAGAGGGGGUUUGUUGUACUGUGUGUGUGUGUUCUCUCCCUUUCUCCUGCUCUGUUAUCCUGUCACUUGAUGAUGAUGAAACUGGCCCUUCCUUUCAGUGGUGCACAUGCACACGCAGACGCUGAGGAGGAGAAGGGGGAGGGUGGGGGGGAGGAUCGGGGAAGGUGUCUACUGUGUAUGUUAAGGCCCUGCACUGUUUUAAUGCUAAACACAAGCUUUUGUAUAUCCUGUUUGAGAGGUUUGUGUGUAUGUGUGAGUGUGUGUAUGUGGGGUAAAGGGGAGGGGGGGUGGAGUUGCACGGUCAUAUGGUAACGGCAUGCGCCACGUCGAGCACAGGUGGAUAAGUGCAGAUGGAUUCUUGAGUCGAUGGAUUCACUUGGAGCAAGCAAGGUGGACACAGUUUUCUUUUUCUUUCCCUUUUGAAAACCAAUGAUUUGAUAACACAAUCGUGGAUGUGAAAUAGUUUUGCUUUUUUUUCUUUUUUUUUUGUAGAGGAUUCAAAAACAAACGGUUUGAAUUUAGUCUAUUUGGAAGUCAUUGAUUAAAUAAAGAGAACCAUUUAUUUGAAA
This is a messenger RNA of Hypomesus transpacificus, 1966 nucleotides long. It is a transcript of the gene ppp1caa, whose product is annotated as protein phosphatase 1, catalytic subunit, alpha isozyme a. Gene Ontology annotation, molecular function: protein serine/threonine phosphatase activity. The coding region runs from base 217 to 1224 and encodes 335 amino acids. The transcript is spliced from 8 exons. NCBI's taxonomy places the organism in Eukaryota, Metazoa, Chordata, Actinopteri, Osmeriformes, Osmeridae. The record is from RefSeq and is a predicted model, not a curated record. Gene Ontology annotation, cellular component: cytoplasm; nucleus.